CUCUCUCUCUCUCGGUAGAGGGUUUAAGCCCUACUCUGGUUCCAUUGUUUCUGGAGACGAACUCUCAGCUUGGAUGCAGUAAUCUCUUCAUCCUGAUCUGUCUGAAAUCAUAUAUUUUUUUCUUCAAAACCCCUCAACCACCCCCCCCCCCCCCGCCAAAAAAAAAAAAAAAAAUGCACUGCCUUAAACGAAUAACGGCAUCCCCUUUAAUUACGAACAAAUUUCAUAAACUCUCUUCUGCAAUCCCAGAACUCAGAGGUUUAUCUUCCAAGCCGUCUUCGUCCGCCAGCAGCAACUCGAGAAAGGCCCAAGAAGAAUGGAACGAAUCGUGGGAGACGGCUUGGCUACCGGAGGACCUUUCGGCCAAGCACCGGUCUCCCUGGGAGACCGACGUGAACUUCCCGUCGCCUGCCUCUGGGAUUGUCCUAUCCUCCGAGGUGGACGCGGAGACCAAGGCGUUUGUGGAGGACAUGAACGAGAAUUGGAAUCAGAGAAAAGGGUCCAAGACCAAACAGCAAGAAAAGCAACAAAUUGAAGGUAAUAGCAGUAAUGGUAUGCUUUAUAGCUUGGACAACGUGAAGAAGGAUUACAGGUUGAUGAAGCAGAGGAUCCACGCCGGAUUGUGGGUGAAGGAGAUUGAGAAGCAGGAGGAGGCCAAGUUGGGGGAUCCCGUCGCCGGAGGAGGGGACGAUAUUGAGAAAUUGCUCGAUAGCUGCUCCGAGAUUUUUGACACUUCCAACAAUGAAUUGAACAACUCAAAAAUUCCGAGCUCUAAUGAGUUGAAAAACAAGCCUGAUGGCUGGGAAACCACAGCCAAGGCUCAAGAUGGAAAUGUUUGGGAAAUGUCACAGAGGGAAGAAGAUAUUCUCCUCCAAGAAUUUGAUCGUCGAAUUGCAUAUAGUAAAUUUCGGAUAGCUAGUUUUAUCAAGACUCAUAUAUUUAGCCGGAGGAGGCCAAUUGAUGGGUGGAAAUACAUGAUAGAGGAGCUGGGACCAAAUGCAAAGAAAGGAAAGGGUAGUGUUUCAAGGUUACCCAGUCUAUCCGAUGCAUCAACCCAACCCUUUAAGGAGGAGAGGAAUCCAUUUGACAGCAGGCUAACCCCGUUAAAGGGAAGGUAGCUUGGAUGGGACUUCUCUCAAGUAUUUGCAUCAAGAUUUUGAAACUGUCAACCGCUACUGCAGCAACUCUAGUGAUUUUGGCUCCCUCUGUGUAUGGGGUUUCCUAUCAUGUAGAGAACUGAAAUUCUAAAUCCAGCAAGCUACAAGAAUGCGUGUUAAAAUAGGACCCUUUGAAAACAUUGUAAUUUGAGCCCUUAUAAGAGAACAUUUCUAA
Juglans microcarpa x Juglans regia is the source of this 1332-nucleotide messenger RNA. Its product is annotated as protein GAMETE CELL DEFECTIVE 1, mitochondrial. NCBI's taxonomy places the organism in Eukaryota, Viridiplantae, Streptophyta, Magnoliopsida, Fagales, Juglandaceae. The transcript has 3 exons. The coding region runs from base 174 to 1118 and encodes 314 amino acids. The record is from RefSeq and is a predicted model, not a curated record.